UACGUGUUUUACAUGAACCGUUGUGGACGAAAUCGUUAGUGUACUAAACAAACAAGCGUAACGGCGGCGACAGAGAGGUUUGAACUUAGAACCUAGUGGCCUCAAAACAUUCUUUCCAAAGUGCGUUUCUGCAAAUUCCAAAUUUCCUACAACUGUUCACAGAAAAGGGCGUUUGACAAAAAGCAGUUAAUCGGGGAGCGAGAUGGAGCUCGAACUGAAAGAGUUGCGGGCCGAUCUUCAAUCUCUCACCCAAUCGCUUCCCGAUCCAUCUCACCAUGCUUUGCUCCGCAAGAUUCAAUUGCGUGUCGAGGACCUUGCCAAUCUUGCAGCGGCUGCACCUGUUCGACGCUCUAAAGUUGAGGAUAUGAGUGCUGAGGUUGUAGAUAGCAAUCCUUAUAGUCGACUUAUGGCGCUUCAGAGAAUGGGUAUUGUGGAGAACUAUGAAAGAAUACGCGAUUUCUCCGUUGCCAUAGUUGGAAUAGGUGGUGUAGGAAGUGUUGCAGCUGAGAUGCUAACUAGAUGUGGUAUAGGUCGACUUUUAUUGUAUGAUUAUGACAAAGUGGAGCUUGCAAACAUGAAUAGGUUGUUCUUUCGUCCAGAUCAGGUUGGUAUGACCAAGACUGAUGCAGCUGUACAGACUCUUUCAGACAUAAACCCUGAUGUUGUACUUGAGAGCUAUACACUGAAUAUCACCACCGUCACAGGUUUUGAAACCUUUAUGUCAAGUUUGAAAAAUAAGUCCUUUCGUCCAGAUAAACAAGGGAGUGGUGUGGAUCUGGUUUUAAGUUGUGUGGAUAAUUAUGAAGCAAGAAUGGCUGUUAACCAGGCUUGUAAUGAGUUGAGCCAAACAUGGAUGGAGUCAGGUGUUUCUGAGGAUGCUGUUUCUGGCCAUAUUCAAUUACUUAUUCCUGGUGAAACUGCCUGUUUUGCAUGUGCACCUCCUCUGGUUGUUGCAUCUGGGGUAGAUGAACGUACACUCAAGCGUGAAGGGGUUUGUGCUGCGUCUUUACCCACCACUAUGGGGGUUGUUGCUGGCCUUCUAGUUCAAAACACACUAAAAUUAUUGUUAGGCUUUGGACAAGUCUCUCCGUAUUUGGGAUAUAAUUCUCUUAAGGAUUUUUUCCCAACAAUGCAAAUGAAGCCAAACCCUCAAUGUUCAAAUGUAGCUUGCUUGAAGAGACAGGAAGAGUACAUGCUUGCAAAACCAGCAAGAGAUGCUGCAGCCAAAGCAAAAAUGGAAGCUGAAGCACCAACUGAGGAAGGGCCACUUCACCAAGAUAAUGAAUGGAAUAUAAGUGUUGUUGAUGAUAUUGAACUGGACAUUCCGGAUACCAGAAGUUCAGAUGUUUUGCCGGAAGGUCUCACGCAUGAACUUCCUACUGCAGACGAGUUUCAUAAGGCAACUCUCGACGCUCCAGUAGUUGACAACGACGACCUUGAAGAUCUUCGUAGGCAACUUGAAGCCAUUAAUUCUGCAUAGUUCAUCAAAGUUUUUGCUUUUUUUUUUUUAAGAGAAAAACGCUCCUGAAUUUUAAUUGUUCAAGCCAGCUUAACUUAGCAUCUGUUUGUUCUAAAAUUCACAAAAACUAAUUUUAAAUUAUUGACCAUAAUUAAGAUCUA
Molecule: messenger RNA, 1620 nt
Organism: Cajanus cajan (pigeon pea)
Lineage: Eukaryota; Viridiplantae; Streptophyta; Magnoliopsida; Fabales; Fabaceae
Product: NAD(P)-binding Rossmann-fold superfamily protein
Biological process (GO): protein ufmylation
Cellular component (GO): cytoplasm; cytosol
Molecular function (GO): UFM1 activating enzyme activity
Source: RefSeq, a predicted model, not a curated record